Molecule: messenger RNA, 1803 nt
Organism: Paramuricea clavata
Lineage: Eukaryota; Metazoa; Cnidaria; Anthozoa; Malacalcyonacea; Plexauridae
Source: the annotation of a GenBank genome assembly
AUGCAUCCAAAUAAGACCCACUCUCUUAAAGAAAACCCUCCUUGGUUAAAUGGCAAAGUCAUCCACGCCUUACGACAAAAGGAAGCUGUGCGACGAAAGCUUAAAUCAUCUCCGACUGUUUCCUUAAAGACCAAGUUCAGAGAAUUACGAGCUAACGUUAAAAAAAUGGUUAAGUCUAGCCGUAAAAAUUUCUUUUCCUCCCUUGAUGUUAACUUCCAACUAAACCCAAAAAGAUUUUGGUCGAUAUUUAAGCUAACAAACAAAGAAUCCAGCGUUCCUGAGUCCAUGUCAAUGGGUAACGCUGAUGUGUCUGCUUCGUCACAAUUUCGAACUGCUUCAACCCCCAUUACCAUCGCGGAGAUAUUCAACAACUAUUUCUCAUCUGUUUUCACGAACAGUGAUUCUGAUGUAUCUUUGCCUCCUUCCCAACCACCAGCUACAGAUUCACUAUUAUCAGACGUCCAAUUUACUACAGAAGAAGUUCAGGAAACACUUCUAGCGCUUGAUACCAGCAAAGCGACUGGACCUGAUAACAUCUCGCCUAAACUUUUGAAAGAAACUGCCAACCAGAUUGCACCUUCACUAACUAAGUUAUUUAAUAAAUCUGUUAGUUGUGGAGUUGUACCUGAUGAUUGGAAGCUAGCAAACAUUGUACCUGUAUACAAGAAAGCGGAAAAGGAUCAAGUUGAAAACUACCGCCCCAUUUCUCUCCUCUCUAUAAUUUCGAAAGUUCUCGAGCGCUGUGUUCUUCGUAACAUCCGAGAUCACUUGGUAGUCUUGAUCAACAACUCCCAACAUGGUUUUAUUCCAGGAAAAUCUUGUACUUCCCAGCUGGUGGAAGUGCACGACUAUAUAGGAUCUUUACUGGACGCUGGGAAACAAACUGACGUGAUCUACAUGGAUAUGUCCAAAGCCUUUGAUAAAGUUAACCACCAAAUUCUUAUUCAUAAACUUUACAACUGCUUUGGCAUCUCUGGUAGUUUACUCGGUUGGUUCUCCUCCUACUUGUUGAACAGAAGGCAACGCGUGACUGUUCUAGGGGCUACAUCAUCUGAAAAACCUGUUAUGUCUGGUGUCCCUCAAGGUUCUAUCCUGGGUCCAAUACUCUUUCUCCUUUAUGUUAACGACCUACCUGAUGUGGUGAAUAAUGCAAAAGUAGCUUCUUUUGCUGACGACACAAAAUUAUUCAAGUGUGUCGAUUCUCACAUAGACGGUGCCUCGAUUCAAAGUGAUCUUGAUAAUCUUGAGGAGUGGUCGACUUCUUCUGGACUUGUAUUUAAUCAAAAUAAAUGCAAGUGUCAGAGAAUUACCAGGAAAAAGUCUACCACUGAAUUCCCCUACACCAUCAAAAACAAAACCCUCGCAGUAACAACAGAGGAGAAGGAUCUUGGCGUUUGGGUUACUAGUAAUCUGACAUGGUCCAAACACACCCUAGAUCGAUGUGCCGCAGCCAAUAGGAUGCUUGGGUUCGUACGUAGAUCUGCAACGGAAAUCACGGAUAAAAGGAUUCGCCGUGCAUUGUAUUUGGCAGUUGUGCGACCAGCGCUGGGCUACGCCACUCAAGUGUGGUCGCCGCAGUCGGUGGAGCUCAUCAACCGAGUGGAACGUGUUCAACGCCGAGCUUCAAAGUUUAUUCUAGGCCUCCCAUUCAUGUGUGACGUAUCCUAUAAAGACAGACUCAUUUCGACAGAACUUCUUCCCCUCUCAUUUUGGCAUGAAUAUUUAGACUUAAUGUUUUUCUUCAAAGCUAUUACUGGCAUUGUAUCGAUAUCUCAAAAUUCCUUACCUGAACGUAUUGCUCCU